AUGUCUAUCAUCAAAGCGUUUCUUGAUACUCUGCGUGAGAAGCUUGUGGAACAGCGAGAGCAGGAUUCUGAGCAGCCCGACAAGACUUCCGAAUGGCACCACCAAUUCGAUACGUCUUUCAAAGAGGAUGGCCCUCCACAUGCGACAAUAGAGCAGAUGCUUCAUGCGGCUUCAGCCAAUGAUCAUUGGGCUGCUUUACAGGCAGCUCUGGAUAUUGAACAGGAGUCGGAGAUGCUGAUUGUUAUCGACGGAUUAGAUGAUGUCAAAGAUCACAAGAAUGACUUCUUGAAGGGCGUUCAUGAAUUUGGCCAAUAUCUACUGAGAAGAACACCGAAAACCAAGGUUUUACUUACGAGCCGACCUCGAGCCGACGGGAACGUUGUAUUUCCUGAGUUCCCGUGCAUCGAGUAUGACAAGGAGAGGAAAGAGUGCCUUGCUAGUCUUCGCUUCGAUAACUCCCGCCAUGGCAAGAUCUCAGAGGAGCAUCAAGGUUCCCUUGAGUGGAUCUGGACGCAUAACCAGUACCAGAAAUGGUUGGAGGCAGACUCCUCCCGAGUCUUGUAUCUUCAAGGAAAACCUGGCAGCGGAAAGAGCACUCUCACCAAAUAUUUCGCAAAGUAUCUACCGGAGCGAGAACCAAAUGUCAAGUCGGCGAUUGUGGCCACGUUCUUCUACAGUGUUAGAGAGGGAGAGGCGCAAAGAAGUCAUUACAACAUGCUUCGAUCGAUUCUCUACGCUAUCCUAAACCAGCACGAGGCCUUCUUUUACCACCACUUUCAAUGUGAGUAUCGUCGCCAGUUACAAACAGCUGGUGGUGGUGGUCUCUUUAGAUGGGAUUAUUCGUCGCUUAAAAGCCUUCUUUCAUCCCUACGGGAUCACACGGUAGCGGAACGACUCUAUCUCAUCAUCGAUGCAGUCGAUGAGUCCGAUUUCAACGACAGGCGCGAAAUUCUAGAUUUGUUUCUCAGGAUCUGUUCAGAGGCGCAAAAAUGCGUUGUGAAGGCAUUCAUUGCAAGCCGGCCGGUCGCAACUCUCGAACGCCGCAUCAGCGAAUUCCACAGCUUCAUAAGGCUACAGGACGAGACACAGUUGGACAUCCUUAACUUCGCCAACGCAUUCCUACAACGGGUGGAAUUUUCUCAGUUCAUUGAGCAAGCAAGAAAGUAUGUUGUUGAUAACGCCAACGGUGUCUUCCUAUGGGUACGACUGGUCGGAGAGGAGCUGCUCGCCUACGAUGAGCAAGGUUGUGCUGAGGAAGACGUUUUUGAGUUCCUAAAAAGCCUCCCCACAGAACUGGAUGAGUUUUACCGAAGAAUGCUUGACAAAAUGGUCGGAAGAACGGAAAAAGAACACAAGGAUGGAGUAAAGAUGUUUCAGUUUGUUUUGUUUGCACAACGUCCUCUCACGGUUUGCGAACUCCUCCAUGCUUUCGGUGUUUCGGAUAACCCUGAAACAAAAUCCCUGGCCUCGGACGAAUCAUUUCAAAAGCGCAUACCACACCAGCGCCGUAUCACACAUUGCGGUGGCAACUUCUUGGAAAUCAAGCAACUUGAUGGUACCUUGGCUUAG
Molecule: messenger RNA, 1569 nt
Organism: Fusarium keratoplasticum
Lineage: Eukaryota; Fungi; Ascomycota; Sordariomycetes; Hypocreales; Nectriaceae
Exons: 2
Coding region: 1-1569 (522 amino acids)
Source: RefSeq, a predicted model, not a curated record